Messenger RNA from Seminavis robusta, 696 nucleotides. Lineage: Eukaryota; Bacillariophyta; Bacillariophyceae; Naviculales; Naviculaceae. The record is from the annotation of a GenBank genome assembly.
AUGACAUCUGCCGAACCAGCCAUCAUACCCACACAACAUAACAACCCCCACAGUCCACUUCCCGACGACAUGGUAGCUCCUAUCUUCGCAUCCUCGCGGACUCCGCCAGAAUCCCCUCGUAGGAACUACAGGUCCUUUUCUGUGAAUGGGUUUGGUAUUUCCGUGUCGCCGACCAAGAAGUCGCCCAAGCAUGGCGCCAACAAGAAGUCGCCCAAGUCCAACCGCAGAGCGUCGUAUCAUGUCCCUGAGAACAACUCUCCUACUCGCCUAACCAUGGGCGACGCGAGUCUUCCCAACAACUUCAAUCUGAGUCCGCUGCCUCCCAGCAGUCGUCCCAUGCCGGCCACAGCUGCGGCACCCGUUGUGGGACAUCAUCAGAAGAACACGUGCUUGGUCGGAUUUGAUCCCCUCUUGAACAGUGCUACGAAACCAAGCAGUUCUACUGCCAAGAGGGAUACCCGACAACCUCCUUUGACUCCAAAGUCGACACGAGACAACGCUUCUGCCGUCAACACUCCCAUGACCAAUCUGACCUUGUCGCCCCCGAGUCCACCCAGGCAAGAUGCCGAAAUGAAGACUGAACUCGGCAGACUCGCAAAGGACUUGUCCGCGGCCAGUCCUCACAGGCCCACUCUACUAGUAGUACUAGUGGAGGAAAGAGUGUCAAGCCCAAAUUUGGAAGAGCCGCUUCCUUGA